This is a messenger RNA of Mastomys coucha (southern multimammate mouse), 793 nucleotides long. RefSeq names its product cystatin-C. Gene Ontology annotation, molecular function: cysteine-type endopeptidase inhibitor activity. Bases 132 to 557 code for a protein of 141 amino acids. NCBI's taxonomy places the organism in Eukaryota, Metazoa, Chordata, Mammalia, Rodentia, Muridae. The transcript is spliced from 3 exons. The record is from RefSeq and is a predicted model, not a curated record.
AAGGAGGAGCCAGGAGAGGAAGGCUGGUCCCUAACUCACACAAUUGGUUAAAAGCCGCACUGUGGGAGCAGCUUCUGUUCAGCACCAACUCCGAGUACUGCUGGAUCUCCAUCCCUUUGUCGUAGCCAACCAUGGCCAGCCCGCUGCGCUCCUUGCUGCUCCUGCUGGCCGUCCUGGCCGUGGCCUGGGCCGCGACCCCAAAGCAAGGCCCGCCGCGACUGUUGGGAGCCCCUUUGGAGGCAGACGCCAACGAUGAAGGCGUGCAGCGAGCGUUGGACUUCGCCGUGAGCGAGUACAACAAGGGCAACAACGAUGCGUACCACAGCCGCGCCAUACAGGUGGUGAGAGCUCGUAAGCAGCUCGUGGCCGGAGUAAACUAUUUUUUGGAUGUGGAGAUGGGCCGAACUACAUGUACCAAGUCCCAGCCAAAUUUGACUGACUGUCCUUUCCAUGACCAGCCCCAUCUGAUGAGGAAGGCCCUCUGCUCCUUCCAGAUCUACAGCGUGCCAUGGAAAGGCACACAAUCUCUGACAAAAUUCAGCUGCAAAAACGCCUAAGGGCUGAGUCUAGUAGGAGCAUGCAGACGGCUCCUUACUUGUACUCCUUCCCUAUAGUGUUUCAUCUCUCAGAAGAGUGUCCCGGCUCUGGAGGGCACCUCCAGUGUGUUUGCACCAGGAGACAGGAAGAAGCUGCUGCAGGCAGGUUCUGCACAUCUGAACAGCUGUCCUCUGGGUCCACUCUUCUUGCAGUACCUGUCAUGCCUUGCUCAAUUAAAGGAAAUCCUUUGGCUCUG